UCAUGGCGGACGAAUUUGACUCUGAUGGCAGGUCACAUCAACACUGACGUAACGAUACCCUUGGAUGUCUAUGCUGCCUAUUGUGUACUAAAUAUUACCAUUCAUUCGGACUGGGGCGAAACUAUGUCUACUUAAGCUGUGGGAACUUCCGACCAGAGACAAUCUCGGAAUUUUACUCCGUCCCUUUCGCAGCCAUGUCUAAUUUGCAUAGCAUGACACCUUGCGACACUCCCAUGUCGCUUACGGACUUCUUAUACUGAGACAUUGGCGAGGAACAUUCAGAAGUGUUAAAGUACUGUGAGCCACGCCUUCGUAUUGGACAAGCUGCUACCACAAGUGCGACACGACGUUUUCGACUACCAACCAGCAUGGGCCAAAGGAAGUCUAAAAUCGAGGCCAAGCCUGUCAACCCUAAACUAUUCCAGCGGCUUUCCACGAGGAACUUAUUAUUUGACAACCCUGCCGCUGAAGAAAAAUAUUCGGACUACGAUUUUCCCUUUGAAAAUCUGGUGUUUGAGGGCGGCGGUACCAGAGGAUUGGCCUAUGUCGGUGCAGUAAGGGUCCUGGAAGAAGCAGGAGUUAUGAGAAAGAUCAAGCGGUUCGCAGGGGCCAGCGCAGGCGCAAUGAUGGCAGCCAUGUUGGCUCUCGGGUUCAACUCUCAGGAGAUUGAGGACUUCCUACAAGUGGACCUUAGUAAAGAAAUGUUGGACCACUCCUGUGGUUACUGCAGCCUUCUCCCCAACAUACUGAAAGGCUACGGCUGGAACCCUGGGAACGGGCUCAUGGCCUGGUUUGGGAACAUGUUACAGGAACACACCGGAAACCCGGACCUCACAUUCUCACAUAUGUACAAGAUGUUCGGCGUUGAGCUGUGUAUCGUCGUCACUAACGUCAAUCAAAUGGCGGAGGAAUACUGCCACGUCAAGACUACACCUGACAUGCCGAUAAGACUGGCCAUCAGAAUGUCCAUGUCACUACCAGGAAUCUUCCAAGCCGUUGAACACAGACACAAAGACUACAGCUACCAAGACUACUACAUAGACGGCGGCCUGUUGGUUAACUAUCCUAUUCACUGCUUCGACGGUUGGUGGCUGUCCAUGGACAACAAGGAUGCCUUCCUCAACAGGCUGUUCCCGCUAGAUAGACUCGCUCAACUCUUCGAGAAGACCGAAAGAUUCGGAACGCACAACCCAAAGUCACUGGGAAUGGUCUUGUUCAGUACGUUUGAUGUUGAGUUCAUGCAUACGGAACUGUCCAAGAGGUUAGGAGACCGAAAGCCAGUCAGACCGAAAACAAAACUCUCAAAACAGCGCACGAAAAAACAGCACGAGAUGAACGAAGCAGCGAGAAACCACGAGGUAGUGCACAAAGCUGUCAACAACUUCCUGACUGUCUUAGCGGAGAAUAACACCAACAAGGACGACAAGAUUGAGCUGAGAGAACUGGAACUAGUCUUCAAGAAGAUGGACCAGGCGGGCGCUCGCUUCACUCAGGAGGACGCCUCAGUCCUGUUCGGAGAGAACGUGGAUCCAAUAGAAGUAUUUGCGGGUCUGGACAAAGAUGAUAGCGGCUUCAUCACGCAUCAGGAGUUGGUGGCGUUCUUAGAAGAGAGAGGAUUUAACUUCUUCACGCAGUUCCUAGGGUACAAGCGGCGGCCCAUCGAGUCCUUGGGAGGAUUCUUGGAGACGAUCAUUGAGGCUGUGAUGAUCUAUAUCAAGAGAGUUUACAUUGGGGAAAAGGAUGUUCAUCGGACGAUUGGAAUAGACACGGACUACCUACCGGGUACCGACUGGAAGAUGGAACAGGAUGACAAAAAGUUCCUAAUUUCGCAAGGAGAACGGGCUGCCAAGGCGUAUCUGCGGGAAUGGGUCAAGGUUCACAAACUUACCAAGACUACAGAACCCGACCUGAACGACAUCACCGAGGAGGCUGAGACCCAGUCUAGUACCGAGAGCACCAUUGCUCAAAGGAACCGUCGCAGCGCGUCCUCUCAGUCCGGAUCCACGUCGUUUGUAAGUGUGGCGAGCAGUGACUGAUUGGAUGCAGUGGAAGACACGUAAUCGCACAACGGAUUACCGCACACUUCUGGUAAUUGCACGGAAUCCCCAAAUCCCAAACUGGCGCAGUCCAGUGGAUAGCUUCGCAUUGUUGCACCACCCGGAUGAUUGCACGAAAUACGAUAGCAAAUGGCAUUAAACGGCAAAGUAUAACAUUGUAAGAUACCCUUUCCACUAGACAGCUAUCACUGUGUGAACGCAUAGCCAAUUCGACUUUUGUGACUCUCUAUUUCAUAUUUGUAUUGCAUGAUAAGAAAAGUGUGAUUCUAAAACACAGCAUAACACUCAUAAAAUGUUAUUUUUUUAAAUUACUUAUUGUAGUCUAGUGGAAAGUAUGUCAAUCCUGUUAAUGAGGGUAAUAACGUUUAGUGGAUCACAUAGUUUCAGAAUAUUGUUUACAACACAUGGAAACAUUGCACAGUAUUUUGUUUGUCCUUCCAGUUAAGAAUGUUUAUCUGAACGUUAUAUAUCCACAGUUGUAUUUUAUCAGAGUAAGGACAGUGAAAAGAUAUGGGGCACGCACAAACCAAAGCCACUGUCACACAUAGCCAACCACAGCCUCCCUACCUUCUGACCAUAGUUGGGAGUUAGUCGUGACGAAGGUCAUUUGUGUUCAAGGUCAUCAAAGUUGAUCAGCGAGGUCCUGUACUAGUCUUUGAAAACGGCCUGCACUAGUCUUUAAAAGUCAUCUGCACCAGCUGCACUAAGACCCAAUUUACACUUGUUAUUUUGACUGUAGCACUACACAUCGUAGUCUACUAGUACUGUAGUGUUGUGUUAAAAAUCAGAUGUUGAAAAGUUAUGUUCUAUUUGGAUGCGAUCGAAGGAGUGGAGGGAAGGGUUCCAGUCUACUCCCGACCCAGAGCCGACCGUGGUUGAAGAGUCGUCGGGAAAAAGUCGAGAGAAGGUUCUGACUGUUAUACAAGCAGAGGUAUAUAACUGUAGUAGUCGGAAAAUUUACCGGCUCGCUCCUCUCCCCUCUGCCUCAAAACGCACCGGGGCGGGGCUAUCCUUUCAAGAAAGUGUUAGUACCCCGCCCUGCGAAGCAUAAACAAUCUUUAGGCAAAAAGUUUUAUUGUCCCGGAUUAACGCGAAUCCUAUACAAUGAUCUUUAUUUUGCAUGUUCCUGGCCAUGUGGGCUAAAUGCAGAAAUUCAGUUGUGUUACAUGGGAUACUAAAGGCU
Messenger RNA from Branchiostoma floridae (Florida lancelet), 3240 nucleotides. RefSeq lists its product as uncharacterized. Bases 369 to 2036 code for a protein of 555 amino acids. The transcript has 12 exons. Lineage: Eukaryota; Metazoa; Chordata; Leptocardii; Amphioxiformes; Branchiostomatidae. Gene Ontology annotation, biological process: lipid metabolic process. The record is from RefSeq and is a predicted model, not a curated record. Gene Ontology annotation, molecular function: calcium ion binding.